AACCUGGUGCCACCUUUGAUGCCUUCUUUCCCUGCCCCAGACAUUACCUGGUGGUGAUCCCUGCAGAUCUCCGCUACCCAUCCACCCAAGUUGCCUGCCUCCAUAUCACCUGUUAUGAAGAAAAGCUUCAAGUGAAUCUGGUCCUGGAGCGCUCUGCAGGACAUGAGCUCUUAAUGCAAGAAACCAUCCAGAAGAAGAAGGCUUUUAUGUGCACUAAGUUCUGGGUUACACCUCCAGCUGAUGGCACAGAGGAGAUCGCCACUGUCAAACUGAUCAUCACGGGCAAAGGGGUCAGUAUUGAGGAGAAGAAAAAGGUUCUGAUCUCCAAGGCCAGAAGUGGCACCUUCAUCCAAACAGACAAGCCCAUCUAUCAACCAGGGCAGACAGUGAGAUUCCGCAUAGUGACUCUGGAUGAGGAAUUCAUGGUGCUCAAUGAUUCGAUUUCGCUGUUUCUCCAGGACCCUAAGGACAACCGGAUAGAGCAAUGGCUGGAUGUGGUCCCCCAAGAUGGCAUUGCAGAUCUGUCUUUCCAGCUAAGUGACGAGCCUUUGCUGGGGACGUAUGUCAUCAAUGUAACCAGUGCAAAAGCUUAUGGCAGCUUCUCCGUCCAGGAGUAUGUGUUACCAAAAUUUGAAGUGAUCUUUGAGGCACCAAGUCAGAUUUAUGCACUAGAUAAAACCUUCCCACUACGGGUAUGUGGCAGAUACACUUAUGGGAAAGCUGUGCAUGGGAUGGUUCAUGUGAACCUUUGUCAGAAGAUAGCCCCAUUCCUGCCCAGUGCUUCAAAACCAGAUCUCUGUCAGGCAUUCCACAACCAGACAGAUGAGACUGGUUGCUUCUUCACACACGUGAGCCUGUCCUCCUUCAGUCGAGACUUCAGGUACUAUCAGGACAGCAUAGUUGCAUAUGCCUUGCUGAUAGAGGAUGGCACAGAGACGCACGUCAAUGCUUCCCACAAGUUACUAAUCUCCAAGAUUGGCGGGAUGGCCUUGUUUGAUGAUGUGAAUUCUUACUACCACGCUGGAGAGAUAUACAGGGGCAAGAUUAAAGUCAUCAACUACCAAGGCAAGGCACUGAAGAAUAAAAGUGUCCUCCUCACAGUAAGCUAUGGAGAGCAGCAAUUUAAGCAGAAGUACAUCACUGGGGACUGUGGCACAGCUUCAUUUAGCCUGAAUACAACUGUUUGGAACAGCACCUCAGCCUCACUGGAGGCAAGUGUCCUGCAUCAAGAUUUGGAUCGAGAGCCUGGGACAGUUGAUUUGAGUUACCAGCGAGCCUCUUACUUCAUACGUCCAUUCUACAGCACCAGCAGGAGUUUCCUCUCUAUUGUCCGUGUACCAAAACCAGUGCCUUGUGAUAAAAUGCAGGCUAUCCACGUGGACUUCAGAAUUUACCAGGAGGACCUGGAACAUGGGCCCAAGCGUGUCGUCUUCUCCUACUUUGUCACAGGGAGAGGAAGGAUAGUCCAUGCAGGUCAGAAGACUGUUUGGGUUGGACUGCCAAGAAUGCUGAAAGGCUUCUUCUCCAUCCCUCUUACCUUCAGCUGGAUCUUUGCACCAGCUCCAAGGCUUGUUGUUUAUGUUCUCUUCCCUAAUGGAAGAAUCAUUGCUGAUUCUGCCAUGUUCAGUGUCUCCACGUGUUUCAGAAAUAAGGUGGAGCUGGCCUUCUCAACACCGGAGACUCUUCCUGAUUCAGAGGUUGGUCUCCACCUGCAGGCAUCUCCUGGGUCCACAUGUGCCAUCUGGGCUGUGGAUCAGAGUGUCCUUGGGCUGAAGACAGGAAAAGAGCUCAGUCGCUCUUUGAUCUAUAGGCUGUUCCCAUCUGAUUAUAACUCCAGGUAUCCUCGCCAAGUGUCUGAAGAUGAUCAGUCAUGCAGGUUCCCAAAUUCUGAUGAGCAUGAUGUGUUUACAGCAUUCAGGGAAAUGGGGUUGAAGAUUAUAUCCAACACCAAUAUCAGGAAACCCAGAGUGUGUCCAACCACUCCAUCAACAACUAUGCUGCAGGAAAAAAGAAUGUUUACUUCCAGGCCCAUGCUGAUGUUUGGUCAGACCCAUAAAGCACAUAACACAGAGCAUCUGACAACAUCUACCUAUCAGCCCAAUAUGUUUUCACCUGUUUCUUCAGCUGAAGAGAAAGUAGACAAGCAUCUCCUCAAAACCUGGAUGUGGGAUUUGUAUUUUCUGGGUCCCAAUGGGAACAAGAGUGUCACUGUCACUGUGCCUGAUGCUGUCACAGAAUGGAAAGCAGGGAUGUUCUGCACAGGACCUAAUGGCUUUGGACUUGCUCCAGCCACCAGUCUGCUUGUUUUCAAGCCUUUCCUUGUGGAUCUCGCACUGCCAUCUUCGGUGAUCCAGGGUGAGACCUUCGUCUUGAAGGCCACAGUCUUCAACUACCUGCAGCAAUGCAUGAAGAUUCAAGUGACCCUGAAGGAGUUUGCACACCUCCAGAUAGAGUCAUGCAAAGGCUGUGUCUACAGCAGCUGCUUAUGUGCUGGUGAAGCUAAGAGCUUUCAGUGGAGUGUCACAGCUGAGCAAUUAGGGCUAAUGAACAUCACUCUCAGCACAGAGGCUGUGGCCACCAAAAAACUCUGUGGUGAAGAGAUACCAUUUGUCCCAGACCAAGGACAGAAAGACACAAUCACCAAACUCCUUCUAGUCCGGCCAGAGGGAGUGUUGGUAGAAAAGGCUCACAGCUCCAUCCUGUGUCCUGAAAAAGGGAAUCCAGCACAGGAGUCUGUGUCCUUGGUGUUGCCUCUAGAUGUGAUAGAAGGUUCAGUCAGAGCCACCAUCUUGGUUACAGGUGACCUCAUGGGGAUGGCUCUGCAGAACAUGGACCACCUGGUGCAGUUGCCCCACGGCUGUGGGGAGCAGAACAUGGUGCUGUUUGCUCCCAUUGUCUACGUGCUGCAGUACCUGGAGAAGACGAGGCAGCUGACCCUUGAGAUCAAGGAGAGGGCGACAGGAUUCCUGCGCAAUGGGUACCAGAUACAGCUGCAGUAUCAGCACCCUGAUGGUUCCUACAGUGAAUUUGGUACCAAGGAUGAGUACGGUAAUACUUGGCUGACUGCGUUUGUGGUUAAAUGCUUUGUCCAAGCCAAGCCAUACAUUUUCCUGGACAGCAGGACCAUCCAAGCUGCUCUUACCUGGCUGGAGUUUCACCAGCUUCCCAAUGGUUGCUUCAGAAAUGUGGGCCAGCUUUUCCACACAGCCAUGAAGGGAGGUGUGGAUGGGGAAGUACCCUUGGCUGCUUACAUCACGGCUGCAUACUUGGAGGCAGGAGAGACACUGGAGAGUACAGUGGUGCGCAAGGCUCUUGGCUGCAUUACUCCUUCCCUACCCAAAGCUGCCAGCACUUACACUCAGGCCCUGCUGGCCUACACCUUUGCCCUGGCUAAGGACUCUCAACGCGCGCAAGAGCUACUUGAUACGCUUGAUCAGAAGGCAAUCAGAGCAGACGGGCAGAUUCACUGGAGUCAGACCUUGUCCAAGCCCAGACCCAGCACCAGCCUUUGGUCACAGCCACUGUCCGUGGAUGUGGAGUUGACAGCCUAUGUCCUUCUGGCCCUGCUCUCCAAACCAAAUGUCACAGGGUCAGAUCUCAUCACAGCCUCUGGCAUAGUGGCCUGGCUCACCAGGCAGCAGAAUGCCUAUGGAGGCUUUGCCUCAACACAGGACACAAUAGUCGCCCUGCAGGCCUUGGCUAAGUAUGCAGCCCUGACGUACAGCACGCAAGGGGCUGCGGAGGUGAGGGUGAGGUCCCAGAGAGGCUUUGGGAGGAAGUUCCAGGUCUCCUACGAGAACCGACUGUUGGUGCAGGAGGCAGCACUGACAGAAGUCCCGGGCAAGUUCUCAGUGCAGGCCCAAGGCAGCUGUUGUGUCUUUACCCAGAUGGUGCUGAGGUACAACACGCUGUCCCCACAGGUCUCCACAUCCUUUGCCUUGCGAGUGAAAGCUGAACCAGACAAUUGCACUGAGGAUGAUCUACACUCUGUUACUGUCUAUGUCAAUGUCAGGUACACUGGGAAGAGAUCCAUUUCCAACAUGGUGAUUGUGGAGGUGUCCCUACUGUCUGGAUUCAUCCUGGCUCCAGGGUCUGGGAUGUCUCUGCAGCACUGGCACUCUGUGAGAAGAACUGAGCAAACACAAGGAGGUGUUGCCAUCUACUUGGACAAGCUGAGCCACAAGUCUGAGACCUAUGUUCUGCAUCUGGAGCGGGAGAUUGGAGUGAUCAACUUGAAGCCAGGCUAUGUCAGGGUCUAUGACUACUACCAUCCAGAGGAUCAGGCCCUGGCUGAUUAUAAUAUCUCCUGCCUCUGAGCCCACAGGGGUCCUACUAGUGCAAGAUGCGAGAUGGAAAAUCACAUUUCAGUGGGCUUGGGACAUUGGUGCUGGGACAGAUCUCAAACUGGAUUUCAGGACUAACUUCAGCCAAGCCAUGCUGCUCAUCCUGACAGCCAUUUUCUGGAGAAUUCUUUGGGGUGUCUGAUUAAUUCUGAUUGCUUUAAUUGAGGGGUUUUCUUGCUUGUAAAGAUAUAAAAUAAAAUAUAAAGCACAAAUCUGGCU
Neopsephotus bourkii (Bourke's parrot) is the source of this 4562-nucleotide messenger RNA. Its product is annotated as alpha-2-macroglobulin-like protein 1. The record is from RefSeq and is a predicted model, not a curated record. Gene Ontology annotation, cellular component: extracellular region. Lineage: Eukaryota; Metazoa; Chordata; Aves; Psittaciformes; Psittacidae. Gene Ontology annotation, molecular function: endopeptidase inhibitor activity. The coding region runs from base 174 to 4316 and encodes 1380 amino acids. The transcript is spliced from 35 exons.